AUGGAUGAGAGUAUGGGGGCUAUCACUAUCUUAGGAGUGGAUCAGAGUUUGAGGGAUGCUGCUCAGCAAGGAAACAUUGAUGCCCUGUAUGCAUUCAUACGGAGCGAUGCAAAAGUUUUGGAUAGGAUAGACGAGAUUCCAUUUGUUGAGACUCCUUUGCACACAGCUGCAUCCGCAGGGCAAAUCCAAUUUGCCAUGGAAAUCAUGACCUUAAAGCCAUCAUUUGCUAAGAAGCUUAACGAAGAUGGGUUCAGCCCCGUUCACGUUGCUUUGCAAAAUAACCGAACCGAAGUGGCGCUCCGGCUUGUUUAUGUUGAUGAAGACCUUGUUCGUGUCAAAGGAAAGGAGGGUUUGACACCUUUGCAUUGCAUAGCUCAAAUAGGAAACCUCGAUGAUGUUUUGGUCGAAUUUCUAAAAGCUUGUCCCAAAUCUAUUGAAGAUGUAACAAAUCGAGGAGAGACUGUCCUGCAUAUUGCCUUAAAAAGCAAUAUGUUCGAUGUUGUUCGGGUCUUACUAGGAUGGCUUCGGCGGGCCUGGUUUAGAAAUGCCUCACGGUGGGAGACUAAGUUGCUGAACUGGAAAGAUGAUGAAGGCAACACUGUUUUGCACAUUGCAGUAUCCAAAAAUCAAACCAAGGUGGUUCUUUUGGCGGUAUACAAUUGAUAUAAACGCCAAGAAUUCAUGGGGUUGUACA
Molecule: messenger RNA, 694 nt
Organism: Corylus avellana
Lineage: Eukaryota; Viridiplantae; Streptophyta; Magnoliopsida; Fagales; Betulaceae
Source: RefSeq, a predicted model, not a curated record